Orcinus orca (killer whale) is the source of this 4673-nucleotide messenger RNA. It is a transcript of the gene SEMA3A, whose product is annotated as semaphorin 3A. The record is from RefSeq and is a predicted model, not a curated record. Gene Ontology annotation, biological process: neural crest cell migration; positive regulation of neuron migration; semaphorin-plexin signaling pathway. The transcript has 17 exons. Gene Ontology annotation, molecular function: chemorepellent activity; semaphorin receptor binding; neuropilin binding. Bases 454 to 2772 code for a protein of 772 amino acids. NCBI's taxonomy places the organism in Eukaryota, Metazoa, Chordata, Mammalia, Artiodactyla, Delphinidae.
GUUUCUCUCUCUCUCUCUCUCUCUCUCUCUCUCUCUCUCUCUCUGUUCCCCUUUCAUUCUGCUUCCCCGGAGCCGAAUGAAGCAGGCAGCAGGAUUAGAGUCCGCCAGCUAUCAGAAGAGUCUAGAUAAAAGGAACUGCUUCUUAAGCACCACUGCUGCAGCCCUUGUUGAUUUUUUUUUCUUUCCACACAACAGUUGUGCCUCAUUAUCUGGUGCCUGGCUCGAUUUUUUUUUUUUUUUUUUUUUUUUUGGAGGGUUUGAAGUUUCUGGGCUUCAGUGACUGUUACAGAAGAAGAGGUGUUAGUGUUGCCUGGAGGUCUUGAUUGUCUGCAUUUAUGAAUGAAACUGACCUAAAUCACCUGUUACCUCCAGUUUCCAGAUUGUUUGAACUUCUGUGGCCGCACAAUACGGGACCCGAGACUGAAGCAGCAUAGGACCCACAGUGCCUGCAGCAUGGGCUGGUUCGCUAGGAUUGUCUGUCUUUUCUGGGGAGUAUUACUUACAGCAAGAGCAAACUAUCAAAAUGGGAAGAACAAUGUGCCAAGGCUGAAAUUAUCCUACAAAGAAAUGUUGGAAUCCAACAAUGUGAUCACUUUCAAUGGCUUGGCCAACAGCUCCAGUUAUCAUACCUUCCUUUUGGAUGAGGAACGGAGUAGGCUGUAUGUUGGAGCAAAGGAUCACAUGUUUUCAUUCAACCUGGUUAAUAUCAAGGAUUUUCAAAAGAUUGUGUGGCCAGUGUCUUACACCAGAAGGGAUGAAUGCAAGUGGGCUGGAAAAGAUAUCCUGAAAGAAUGUGCUAAUUUCAUCAAGGUGCUUAAGGCUUAUAAUCAGACUCACUUGUACGCCUGUGGAACGGGGGCUUUUCAUCCAGUUUGCACCUACGUUGAAAUUGGACAUCAUCCUGAGGACAACAUUUUUAAGCUGGAAGACUCACAUUUUGAAAAUGGCCGUGGGAAGAGCCCAUAUGACCCUAAACUGCUGACGGCAUCUCUUUUAAUAGAUGGAGAAUUAUACUCCGGAACGGCAGCUGAUUUUAUGGGGCGAGACUUUGCUAUCUUCCGAACUCUUGGGCACCACCACCCAAUCAGGACAGAGCAGCACGAUUCCAGGUGGCUCAAUGAUCCAAGGUUCAUUAGUGCCCACCUCAUCCCAGAAAGUGACAACCCUGAAGAUGACAAAGUGUAUUUUUUCUUCCGUGAAAAUGCGAUAGAUGGAGAACACACUGGAAAAGCCACUCAUGCUAGAAUAGGUCAGAUAUGCAAGAAUGACUUCGGGGGCCACAGAAGUCUGGUGAAUAAAUGGACAACAUUCCUCAAAGCUCGUCUCAUUUGUUCAGUGCCAGGUCCAAAUGGCAUUGACACUCAUUUUGAUGAAUUGCAGGAUGUAUUCCUAAUGAAUUCUAAAGAUCCUAAAAAUCCAAUUGUAUAUGGAGUGUUUACAACUUCCAGUAACAUCUUCAAGGGGUCAGCCGUGUGCAUGUAUAGCAUGAGUGAUGUGAGAAGGGUGUUCCUGGGUCCAUAUGCUCACAGGGAUGGUCCCAACUACCAGUGGGUGCCUUAUCAAGGAAGAGUCCCCUACCCACGACCAGGAACUUGUCCCAGUAAAACAUUUGGUGGAUUUGAGUCUACAAAAGACCUUCCUGAUGAUGUUAUAACAUUUGCCAGAAGUCAUCCAGCCAUGUACAAUCCAGUGUUUCCUAUUAAUAACCGGCCGAUAAUGAUCAAAACAGAUGUAAAUUACCAGUUUACACAAAUUGUAGUAGAUCGAGUGGAUGCAGAAGAUGGCCAGUAUGAUGUCAUGUUUAUUGGAACAGAUGUUGGAACCGUUCUUAAAGUAGUUUCAAUUCCUAAGGAGACUUGGCAUGAUUUAGAAGAAGUUCUGCUGGAAGAAAUGACAGUUUUUCGGGAACCAACUGCUAUUUCAGCAAUGGAGCUUUCCACUAAGCAGCAACAACUAUAUAUCGGCUCUACUGUGGGAGUCACACAGCUCCCUUUACACAGAUGUGACAUUUACGGGAAAGCCUGUGCAGAGUGCUGCCUUGCCCGAGACCCUUACUGUGCCUGGGAUGGCUCUUCAUGCUCUCGCUAUUUUCCUACUGCAAAGAGACGCACAAGACGACAAGAUAUAAGAAAUGGAGAUCCGCUGACUCACUGUUCAGACUUACAACACCAUGAUAAUCACCAUGGCCACAGCUUUGAAGAAAGAAUCAUCUAUGGAGUAGAAAAUAGUAGCACGUUCCUGGAAUGCAGUCCAAAAUCACAGCGAGCUCUGGUCUAUUGGCAAUUCCAGAGGCGAAAUGAAGAGCGAAAAGAAGAGAUCAGAGUGGAUGAUCAUAUCAUUAGGACCGAACAAGGCCUUCUAUUGCGUAGUCUGCAGCGGAAGGAUUCAGGCAAUUACCUCUGUCAUGCCGUGGAACACGGAUUCAUGCAAACUCUUCUUAAAGUGACCCUGGAAGUCAUCGACACAGAGCAUUUGGAAGAACUUCUUCAUAAAGAUGAUGAUGGAGAUGGCUCUAAGACCAAAGAAAUCUCCAACAGCAUGACACCUAGCCAGAAGGUCUGGUACAGAGACUUCAUGCAACUCAUCAACCACCCCAACCUGAACACAAUGGAUGAGUUCUGCGAACAAGUUUGGAAAAGGGACCGAAAACAGCGUCGGCAAAGGCCAGGACAUACCCAAGGGAACAGUAACAAAUGGAAGCACUUACAGGAAAAUAAGAAAGGUAGAAACAGGAGGACCCACGAAUUUGAGAGGGCACCCAGGAGUGUCUGAGCUGCAUUACCUCUAGAAACCUCAAACAAGUAGAAACUUGCCUAGACAAUAACUGGAAAAAAUGCAAUAUACAUGAACUUUUUUCAUGGCAUUAUAUGGAUGUUUACAAUGGUGGGAAGUGCACCUGAGUUCCACCAAUUAUAAAUUAAGUCCAUGAGUAACUUUACUAACAGGCUUUCUUCCUAAUACCAACACUUAAUAGAGGUCAGGUGAAUGCAGAUGUUCACACUAGUGACUUAAUGUUUCCUAUGAGAUUUCACUAUACAGGUUUUGCUUUCUUCUUUGCCUGAGAAAUAAAAAUGUCAUUUGCCAUGUUGCCAUCUAAAGAAGAAAAACUGCAUCAGCAAAGCCAUUUUAUUGAACUAGAAGUUUUAAACUGCAUGGAUUUACUAAGCUGAUGAAUAUUCCAAAACACUGUUGGAUUCAAGGAUAUUUUUUGUCUACCAGUACUCGUGUUUAUAUGUACCGGAGGAGUAAAAUGAUACUGAAUUAAACGGUCUGUGGAAAUACGAAAAACAUAAACCAUCCAUCAUCCAGAAGAAAAAUGGAAUACACUGAUCUACUACUGAUGUCUUCUUCCAGCUUUGAUCUAAAGAUGUAUUUUAUUAAAACUAUAAUUUAAAUGUACCAUGACAAAUAUGCAGAAAAAAGUAGCUCUUUUCUAAGCUAGAGUAGGUUUUUGUCUUACAAUUAUUGUGCUAUGUAGUUUUUGUUUUUAAAAACUCCAAUUGUGUGCUGCUUUUUUUAAAACGUUGUUUUCAGUUUUGCAAGAGGAAUAACCAAUAUUGUCCUAGAAACAUAUAUACAUCAUUAACAACCAAUUCCUAAAAUCUGGAUAUAAAUUAUGCUUUAUUUCUCUGAGGAAUUAAAAAAAAAACUUCCCCUUCUUCAAAUAUUAUCUAAAUUAAUUAGAACCCUGCAUAAUGUUCUUAGAAAAACAGAGCAUUUAACCCGAAAAAAAAAGAGAAGAAAGAAAUAGAUUUGUAAAUGCAUUUUCUUGUACCUAAUGGAUCAACAAAGAGAAAAGGAACUGCAUAUUUCAUGCAAAUAGUAAGCAUUGGUUUAAUGUUAAUAGAAAAUGUCUUAAUUCUGCGCUUGAAUUCCUGCCUGAUAUUUGAGACAUAAAAACUCUCUCUCAUGACUCCAUUUGGAAUUUUAUCUGUCACUUAAUUUUUUUGAGAAGAGGGAGAUCAGUAAUAUUUAGAACAACCUCCUAAAAGCAAAUUUCCCAACUCUGUUUACAUUUUUAUCAGCUGCCUCUUAUCUCACCUUGUUUAAGACAAUUAUCUGUCUAAAGAACACAUGACUCUCUUCAGGUCAAUGGGAGUGACUUAUACAAACUAUUUUCCAGGACACGGCUCACACUUAAAACAUGUAAAGCUCUUUGUCUCCUGCAACAACUUAUAAAAUAAGAUAAAAGAUUAUUAAUUAAGGGCUUGCCUGCUUCAUUGUCCUAAGAUGAUUCUUUGAGAAUCAUUGACUUCAAGAUGUAUAAGACCUUCAGCAUUGCAAUGCAGUUUUGCACUGCACUCAUCUUUCCAAGAAUCCCUCUCUGGGUCCUUCAUCACGCACAAAAAUGCAAAGGAAACAUCUUAUUGCUAAUUAAUGAAAGCAGCAUUGAAAUUGUAACUCUAGCUGUCUUGGGAUUCUAAUUAACUCAGCAUUAAUUUCUCACCUCAGACUACAGUGAACUUUUUUUGAAUUCUCUAUCAGCUGAAAUAUUCACAGAUGGAAGCUCAUGUUUCAGUUUUAAUGAUUACUUUGAAUAAAUGAUUUUUUGACGUUUGUUUCAAAUGGGAGCCUAAAAAUAUUCUACAUUCAAUUUUAGGCUCCAAUGAUUAAUACAAUGUUACUUUUAGAAGUACAUCCUCAAAUGGUAGCUAAAUUUUAAAUUAUUUGAA